CGCCCUCGCCCGCCGAGCCGGGAAAUCCACCGCGCGCUACACGCUCCGCUCAGUCCGAGUUUGUCGCCGUUGCGCAGUGCCGUGUUACAGUCGCGCGCCUCGCUAAGCUCGCGUACCUUACGCCGAUACUCUCGCAGCGCCUAGCGCCGGAUCGCGCGCGUUUCCCCGGUGAGCUCGUGCCGUUCCCCGAUGUCGGCAGGUGCGGGCGGCGGCAUGCUGCCCGCGCUGGCGCUGUUGCUGCUGCUGGCGGCGCCGGUCGCUGCGCGCCGGCAUGCGCCUGACUUGCGCGAGGAUGAACCUGCUCGCCGUACGACACGUCCCGCCGAAUGUCAGUUCGGCAAACAAGCAAAGGAGCUGGGCUCGACGUGGUUCGCGGACCUCGGCCCGCCCUUCGGGGUCAUGUACUGCAUCAAAUGUGAGUGUAUUUCGGUGCAAAAGAAGCGUCGUGUGGUUGCCAAAGUGCAUUGUCGGAACAUCAAAAACGAAUGCCCGGAGCCUUCGUGCGAUACUCCGGUGCUGCUGCCGGGGAGAUGCUGCAAGACUUGUCCGGGAGAUGUCGAUUCGCCCGAUAUCGUGCAGGAGGACAGUCCGACCGUCGUCAUCACAGGCGGUGAGGAGGAGGAGCUUAGCAUGAAACAUUUUGGAGCUCUACUAACUGGACGGUCACCUCUGUGUAUACGUCGUGAUGAUAUGACAGGGGUGGCAGUUGCCCCCGGAGUGGCCACAGCUCGGUUCACAUUCAGACGUCGUCAUCUGUUCUGGUCCGUACUCCUGGGACCAUCUAUCGUAACGCAACCUCGCUCGCUAGCCUUCCUCGAUAGAGGAGGAAGAAUGCUACUCGAACACCCAUUAAAAAGAUCACCCGGAAUUCAUGCGACUUACGAAGAAAAAACUGAUAAGCUGUGCGGCGUAUGGCGCCGAGUACCGCGGGAGUACAAGCGAUUGCUAAGAGAUGGGUCUCUGUACGUGGCCUUGAUCUGGGGCGACGAGCGGAAUAACUCCAUGGACAAGGCUUUAAGUGGACGAAUUAAUAGAUAUCCAGCACUAUCAACGGAGAUGUUCACAACACUAUUAGAACCAGAACAUCCACCGGCCUCUAUUGGUAACGGCGCCUGUGACGACUACCGGACCCUGGGGCAGGAGGGCGGCUGGUGGGGUGGCACUGCCAUUGUAACAGGAGCCGCCGGAGCAGCGCCCAGUUUGCAUCUGGCUAUUAUCUACAAUGGAAUAUUCACCCUUAGUGCCAGAGAUCAGUCGGUUAGAGUCCUGCUGACUCUACCGGAACGAAACCAGACUAUUAUCGACGAGAUUCAAAAAGUUCCUAAGCCGGGUUACGAAAUGAACAUACUAGAAGUAUCAACGCCGGUAUCAGCCGCAGAGCUGCGUUCGUUGUCUCGUGGGAGACUUUUGCUGGCGGUGCAGGAGGUAGGCACGGUGGAGCGGCGGAUUGUGGGUCCGGUGCGACAGAAGGCGGCCUGCGAGGUGUACCACGCUUGUCUGGUCGCCGAGAGGGCCCCAGCGUCGCCUGCUCCAGAAGGCCUUGCUUUGAUAUACAUCGACAAAGAAGGGUCCCUCGUAUAUGAUAUACAGGUUGACAAUUUGGGGAUAUCAGAUCCUAAAAUAACUUUAGUCGAGGAGCAAGGCAAGCGGCACUCGCAGGUGGAGAUCCUGGACACGCGUGUGGGCGUGCUGGCGCGGCCCAGCGCGCGUAUUUUCCCGCCGCUCUACGAGGACCAACUCGCUGUUCAUAUCGGCGCUGACGCAGGACCACCGAUACUACGCGGGCGGCUGCUGUCUCGCUCUCUGCCGGACGCAGCGGGCUUGGGGCCGGCGCUUCUGCGACGCACGGACGCUCGCACGCCCACCACGCUGACCCCUAUGGCUGGCCUCGCCUGGCUCUCCGUUGACUCACUUUGCGGUAUACAGUACGAGGUGGUAGUGACUGGUGCGACUGGUGCUUGGUCGUCUUGGCUGGAGACGCAUAGCGGAAGUACGCGUGCUCUGGGCGGGGCGGAGGGCUGCGUGCUGGAGCCCGCGCCUGCCGAGCUGGCGGCAUUGCAGGCCGGCACCGCGCAUCUAAAUGUACGCGCGGCCGACAACGUCACACAACUACUGCGCACGCGCGUACCACAGAUAAGCGUGCCGCCAUCUUGUCUGCCGACGGUGCCGUGGACGUCAGACAACGAGCUGGGCGCGGGCUAUUCACCGACGCACGUGGAAGCGCCGCCGCCGGACAAUUCACUGACCAAUACUGCGUCUUGCUACUACGCCGGACGAUUCUAUGAAGAUGGCGCGCAGUGGAUGUCUACUGAGUCGUGCCAAAUGUGUGGGUGCGUGCACGGCGUGCUGCGUUGCGAUGCCGUGCGCUGCCCGCGCGUCACAUGCGCCACGCCCACCAUACAGCCGCCCGGACAGUGCUGCCCCAUAUGUACUAAUUCAACAACAGCGGUGUGGAACGAGUCGCACGGAUGCCAUCUAGCGGGUCAGUAUCACGCGCCGGGCUCCUCGUGGCACCCGUACCUGGUACCGGAUGGCUACGACUUGUGCGCUGUAUGUACAUGCGACUUCGCCACGCGCCAGGUCCGCUGUCCGCGCGUGCGCUGCCCACCCCUCCGCUGUGCCGAGAAGGACGCAUACAGACCUGACAAGAAAGCCUGCUGCAGAGUCUGCCCAGAGGAAAAAAUUAAGAAAGUGGAGGAAGAGACCCCGAAGGACCAGGGAGCGCCGCGGACAGCAGAAGAGAUCCUGGCAGAGGGCGGGUGCAAGUUCCCCGACGGGCCGCUGCCCAACGGCAAGGAGGUGCACCCCUCCAUACACUCGCAUGGCGAACAGAGAUGUGUCACCUGUCGUUGCAAGGACGGCGAGGUGACUUGUGUGCGUAAACGUUGCGGGCGUGCUGCGUGCGCGCGACGUCGGCGCGGCGACUCAUGCUGCGCGUGCGCGCGUCACCGCCGACAACGCGCCCCUCGCCCUGCGCCAAGCUGAGCGCCACGCGACUACACUAACUAAAAGCAGUAGCAACUCGUUUGUGUUACACUUCGGAAGACAUUUUUAUUCACCUAGUAGGUGAUCUUCUGGAGACACAGUUUACUUAUUAACAGCGGUAACAGAACGCCUUUGAGUCUUUAACGAGUGAACGUGACACAGAGUCGCGUUUAAUGUACUACAUACUUGCUUCAAGAUACAUUCUAACUUAAGACGGUAGAGGUAACUGACUAGUAUUAGAAGGAAGUUGGUAAAAUAACAAUUGUACGCAUAAAUAAAUCUAAGAAAAGUCUUCUUACUGGUUUAUUUUUAUCUAUUUCCUUUAUAUAACUUUGCCCAGCAUGUAGAUUGUGAAACCUUCUUCAUUUUAAAACAUUUCAAUCAGUACGUAGAGUGUACAUCUGAAUCAACAAAGUACUUUACCUUGUUUUAAACCAUUCUAGAAUAAUAUAUAUAUUUUAGAAUGGUUUGUUAUACCAAAUAAGGUAAUGUCAAGUUAACCGCCAAUAG
Messenger RNA from Papilio machaon (common yellow swallowtail), 3495 nucleotides. RefSeq names its product dorsal-ventral patterning protein Sog (gene sog). Bases 190 to 2985 code for a protein of 931 amino acids. The record is from RefSeq and is a predicted model, not a curated record. The transcript has 16 exons. NCBI's taxonomy places the organism in Eukaryota, Metazoa, Arthropoda, Insecta, Lepidoptera, Papilionidae. Gene Ontology annotation, molecular function: protein binding. Gene Ontology annotation, biological process: multicellular organism development.